AUGCUUCGCAAGAAACCAGUGAUUGUGAGACAAGUCUUUGCGGAUGGGUUGCAGUACGAGUUCGAGUUGAUUAGGAGUGCAGUUCUUAUGUAUCGUUUUGUCUCGAUGGAUACUGAAUUCCCUGGUACUAUCUUUAAACCCAGUAAGCAAAUCAUCCAAGAAGGUGACCCGGCUAUCAACUACGAACUCAGGGGUAACUUACCGGAUUUCGGUACUGGGUUUUGCUAUGUUAUGGAGUUUAAUUUCUCAAACUUUGAUGUUGAUGAGGAUAACUGUGAUUUGGAGUCGAUUGAAUUAUUGAAGCGACAAGAUACCGACUUUGUGAAGAAUAGAGAAAAGGGUAUCACUUCUAGUGAUUUUGCGAUACUGAUGUGUGUUAGCAUAAUGAGUUAG
Molecule: messenger RNA, 393 nt
Organism: Hibiscus syriacus
Lineage: Eukaryota; Viridiplantae; Streptophyta; Magnoliopsida; Malvales; Malvaceae
Product: probable CCR4-associated factor 1 homolog 11
Exons: 2
Coding region: 1-393 (130 amino acids)
Cellular component (GO): P-body; CCR4-NOT complex; CCR4-NOT core complex
Molecular function (GO): poly(A)-specific ribonuclease activity; nucleic acid binding
Source: RefSeq, a predicted model, not a curated record